CAACGUUCUAGCCACGAUAAGUUUUCAACAUUGGAUUUGUACGCUUGUACGUUCAGCCAACAGGUUCACGAAAGCGUCUAUAGGUCCUCAUCGUUUAUUACAGCGAGCGCACAGAUGGUGGACUGGAACAAUGUUUACUGACAACGGCCGCUCCCAACCAGUGCGUCAAACUUUCCAAUAAAGCUUAUCCUCGUACCAUUCUUAUUCUUAUUCCCUUACCAUCAUCAUGUCUUCGUCGUUCCGCAUAUUGAGCAAGCACUCCCGCUCAUUGUCCCAUAAGCUCAACACCGCAGCUGCAUUUCCCCAGCGCUCCUUCCACUCGCCUUUCGUCGUGCUUAACUCGGCUUCAUCCACGCUAACUUCCCCGCCUUCCCCGUCGUCAACCGUAUACUCCAUGUAUGAGAAACAAAUGGAUCAUUCACCAGAACCUCAGGUUUCAUCAUCUGGCACGCGAACAUAUGUCGUCUCAGAACCAGAUCCGUCUCACGCACCAUAUGAAGUGCCUUCAGGUGCCUACCCCACAUCUGCGCCUUACGUCAACUUCAGGUCCAUCAAUAUCAACGACGUACACGGUGCGGCGAACAGUUCUACCAGCGCUGAUACGGCCCACCCGUAUACUACCAACGCUGUUUCACACAACGAGUCUGGUGUCGGAGAAAGUGCGGCCGUCAGACAUUCAGAGGCUCCUGGUUCAAUGGGUCGGAGAGGUGGAAGUCAUGGAGGGUUAGACUUGAUGGAUGAAGCGACCACAAAACAAAGUAGCGCGCAGCUGGCUGAUAGGAAUCCCGCACCUGACUCGGAUGUCGCUCCGAAAUGGUCUAAACUCGGCGUUGAUGGAGCUUGGAAAGAAAGGAAAUAAGUCACGUAUGUGGUCGUAUGUGGUAUCGUCGGAGAGUUGCUGGGGGAACCGUAAUGCAUCCAUGUUUAGACUCUUGGUAUUUAUGUUGCCUACCUGCGUUUAUUGAUAUUUCUUCUGCUUUUCAGAAAGAGCUUUGUACAAUUAGGUUGUUUGCUACACUCGUUAUAAUCUUGCGGAAAUGUGUAUUUUGGUGUGAUUCACUCGAGGAUAUAUGCGCUUCAUUGGUGUGGGGCAG
Serpula lacrymans var. lacrymans S7.9 is the source of this 1094-nucleotide messenger RNA. RefSeq lists its product as uncharacterized. The record is from RefSeq and is a predicted model, not a curated record. The transcript has 2 exons. NCBI's taxonomy places the organism in Eukaryota, Fungi, Basidiomycota, Agaricomycetes, Boletales, Serpulaceae. Bases 227 to 859 code for a protein of 210 amino acids.